UUCCCUCCACUCCACUCCCCAGCCAUGGCAGAGUCGUCGUGCUACGUUUGCGUCCUCUUCCUCCUCGUCGUCGCCACGCCCCUUCCGAUCUCCAUUGCUUCACCUCUCAAGCUUCGGCUAUCUCCCUCCGAGGUCUCCGCACUCGAGGCGCGCGCGCCGCCUCCGCCGCCGGACGUGCCGACGACGUACUUUGAGGUGGACCGGCCGCACCGCCCGCCGCCGGGCAGCUUCGGCCCGUGCUCGACGCCGCUUCUCUCCCACUCCUUCGGCCUCACCUACAACUUUCCCCCGGUCACGGCCUCCUACUCCCCGCCGCCCUGCCUCGCCGCCGCUGGGGGCCGUGCAUCGGUGAUCUCCCUCGCCGUCCUCGAGUGGCGCGCCGCCUGCCGCGGCUUGCAGUACGACCGCAUCUUCGGCGUUUGGCUCGGCGGCGUCGAGCUCCUCCGCGGCUGCACGGCGGAGCCGCGGCCGAAGGGGAUCGUCUGGUCCGUCUCCAAGGACGUCACCAAGUACGCGUCCCUCCUGGCCGCCCGCAACUCCUCCACCCUCGCCGUCUACCUCGGCAACAUCGUGAACGACCGCAACUCGGGCGUCUACCACGCAAAUGUCACGCUCCACCUCUACUUCCGGCACCCGCCGCAGCCGCCGCAGCCGGGGCUGGGGCCGGCGGACCUCGUCGUCCCCAUCUCGCAGAGCCUGCCGUUGAACGGAGGGCAGUGGUUCCAGAUCAACAACAAGGACGACGUCGAGUCCGCGAGUCUCGCCGUGCCGGCGAACGCCUACCGCGCCGUCCUCGAGGUGUACCUCUCCUACCAUGGCUCCGACGAGUUCUGGUACACGUACACGAGCCCUCUCGACGGCAACGGCCCGUUCCGAGAGGUCACUGUUCGGAUCGACGGGGACAUCGUCGGCGCCGUCUGGCCGUUCCCGGUGAUCUACACCGGGGGACUCAGCUCCUUCCUCUGGAGGCCGAUCAGUGGCAUCGGCUCGUUCAGCCUCCCGUCCUACGACAUCGAGCUCACGCCGUUCUUGGGCUGGUUGAUGGACGGCGGGGAGCACGAGCUCGGGUUCGCGGUGACCGACGCCCAAGAUUAUUGGUACAUCGACGGCAACCUCCACCUCUGGCUGGACCCCAGGAGCACGGCGACGACGGCUGGCAUCAUCAGCUACGACGCGCCGCCGCUGGAGAAGGUCACCGCCGUCUCGGCCAGGGGACCCGGCGACGAGUUCUACCAGACGACGGCGUUCCGGCACAUCUCGGCCGCCGGGUGGGUGCAUACGUCGUCGUACGGCAAGAUCACCGCGACCUGGACGCAGAGGUUCAGCUUCGUGAACACGGACCGGCUCCGCGACGCCAUAGAGCGGUCGAUCAACCAGACCACCGACGCUUACUCCGGCGUCCACGUCACCGACCACGCCGGCGUGGCGUACUCGCAGGAGGCCGAGCAGAGCUUCCCGCUCUAUAUUCACCAAGGCCAGGUGAACCAGACGUCGAACGACUCGUUCACCCUGGAGACGAACGUGCAGCUGCGGUUCGAGGAGGAGAGGGUCGCCGCCGGCCGGCCGGGGUUCUGGUCCCGGUCGCUGAGCAACGCGCAGGACUGCGCCGUGGACGUCGACUUGCGGGAAGGGGACGCCGUCGGGACGUCGUGGGGCACGCAGCAGACGUACAGGUACGAGGCGACGGACGGGUGCUACUACCGGGACGUGGCAAGCGAAGGCUACGCCAUCGUCUCCGACCAAACCGACGAGGUCUGCGCGAAGGGAUCACCUGCCGACCGCGCCAUUGCCGGCGGCGCCGGCGCGGCUGCGGGAGCGGCACGGCUGACGAGCUCGUGAGAGGAGCUAAUUAACGUGGCAUUGGCAGUACUCGAGGUCUCGAGCUAAUGAAGCUCAUUUGCAUUUAUCUGUCUACACAAUACGAAGCAAUUGAUAUAUCUCGUUGUAAUAAGAGAGAUGGACGCCUUCAUAUCCUUCCAUGUACAUGUUCAGGUGUACUUGUGCCCAAUGCGAUC
Molecule: messenger RNA, 2015 nt
Organism: Oryza brachyantha (malo sina)
Lineage: Eukaryota; Viridiplantae; Streptophyta; Magnoliopsida; Poales; Poaceae
Product: peptide-N4-(N-acetyl-beta-glucosaminyl)asparagine amidase A-like
Exons: 1
Coding region: 25-1839 (604 amino acids)
Cellular component (GO): vacuole
Source: RefSeq, a predicted model, not a curated record